Funneliformis mosseae is the source of this 513-nucleotide messenger RNA. The record is from the annotation of a GenBank genome assembly. Lineage: Eukaryota; Fungi; Glomeromycota; Glomeromycetes; Glomerales; Glomeraceae.
AUGCAAACACUUACAAGACUCAAUAGCUAUGACUUUAUUAUAACUGUUUUGGGACCAGAUCUUGAAAUUUCACCCGAUCCAAGAUACCAAGCAAAUUGCUACUUUGUAAACAAUGAGUUAAUAAAUGAAGACAUAUGUAUAAGCUCUUCAGUUGCUAUCACGUCACUAUAUAAACAUCUUUUUGGAACAAAAACAAAAUUUUCUGGAAUUAGACUUUCAGAAAAUCAAGAAUGGAAUUAUGCUGGAGAUGGUUAUCAGUCAUCUUUUAUUGAUAAAGUGAAUAAAAAGCAAUUUUUGUAUAUCCAAAGUUUUGCUACUAAAAAAUGUAUUCUUACUGUUUAUGAGGAUAAUGAACUUAGGUCAAUUAUUUGUGGAAAAACUCCAGCUGAUGUAUGGUCUCAUAUAGAUCAUAAACCAGAAUUUGAUGCGAACAAAUUAUUUGGGAUUGAUAAUAAAUAUACACAAGCACUAAUCAGUAAACUGCAAAUUCCGUCAUGUACACCAGAAGAAUGA